CUUAGCAAGGCGUGGUCAGAAUCACCAGUCCUACCCCCAGCAAUAUAACAAUACCAUAUCAUCUCAUCCAAAGCAUUUCACAGCUGAUAUCAGAAGUAUUCCACAAUUUCAUGAAAACCAUUUAUUUUAUGAACCCAAAAAUUCCCCACGCUAUCAGACUUUUACCAGUCCUAUUCAUGGGUAUCAUCCCCCACCCACUGCAGUGUUCAAGCCAAUAGAUGCCAUAGAUGCUAGAAACACUAUGACUGAUAACAGAAAUAUGAACAGAUAUUCAGCAUUAAGUAUGACUGUAAACAAUGUUGUAUGGAAAGUUAGUGUUCUACAGCACUCAAUGACCUUUCACAGUUCACAAAGCACUUCAGAUACUAAACUACAUGACCUACAAGGUCAAAGUGAAUUGGUCCCUGAAGGUGAACAAGGUGAAGGUCAUGACCUCACUGAAGAUAGGGGCGGAGAUCAGGGGUUAAACAGUUCCCACAGUAGUGGUGGCACUAUGGUGAAUACACCUCCUCGUGCCGGACACCAGCAUAGAUUUGGUACCCAAGAUGCAAUAGCCAGACUGUACAGUAGUCCUUCUGGAACAAGAAGACAAAACCAUGCUGGGAACCAGUCUGGGAAUAAUGAAUUAACCAAUCAAAAUAUGCAAUACAAUAGGAAUUAUGGACAGACCAAUCAAAGCAAGGGUUGGAACCAUCAAAACCCUCCCACCAGGUCCCACCAUGGUCAACCACAAACAGUUCAAAGUUAUGAUAAUAAUUCUAAUGUUGUGAAAACAGUGACCUCAAAUAAUACCAUGAACUCUUCCAAUCAGUCAGACUCAGGUUAUCAGAGAGCCCAACAAAGGAUGUAUUCUGGGUUAGAAAAUAAAGGAACUAUACCACAGAACCAUCAAAAUGGUAUGGUUAAUCAUUCAAUGUCUCAGAAUGCCCAGAUUCCUGCCAACAGAAUGUUUUAUACUCAACAGGACAACCAUCCAGAAUCAAGAACUUCACACACAUCCUCCUAUACUAGUGAUAAUAGUUAUGCUGUGAAAUCACAUCCAUACAGUACCUCUAGACAGGCUGUGAAUGACUCUGAUCCAAAUGCAUAUCCUCAGAAAUCAUUCUAUAACCAGUCUAAUUCUCAAACUCAUUCACAGACUCAAAAUUAUGGUACACAGUCUGCUGCUGAAAGUAGACUGGGCAUACAACCUUCAUGGCAAUAUGUAGCAAAUGGCAGAGUUCCAGGAUCAAAUAGAACACCCAAUAUAGAGCAUAGACAAAGGGAACACAGGCACAAUACUGACUAUGGAACAAAUCCUAUAUUGAUAUAAAAAAAGGUUUGAUGUCACCUGUUUUACCACUAUCAUGACUCGUGUAAUUCACCUUUCAUUUAUGUACCCUACAGCAAGCACCCAGCAUAUUAAAGUUGGUCUGUGAAAAAAUUUGAUAAAAGAUUUUGAU
Messenger RNA from Ruditapes philippinarum (Manila clam), 1442 nucleotides. RefSeq lists its product as uncharacterized. The transcript is spliced from 7 exons. The annotation marks the transcript as partial. The record is from RefSeq and is a predicted model, not a curated record. Lineage: Eukaryota; Metazoa; Mollusca; Bivalvia; Venerida; Veneridae.